This is a messenger RNA of Drosophila bipectinata, 2063 nucleotides long. The record is from RefSeq and is a predicted model, not a curated record. NCBI's taxonomy places the organism in Eukaryota, Metazoa, Arthropoda, Insecta, Diptera, Drosophilidae.
AUCCUGGGAUUACACGGCAUGGCGGCAAACAAUCUGGUGGCCGUCCUCCUUUUGGCCAGUAUCUGCAUGGCCCACGCCUAUCCGGCUCUGUUGCCCUACAUCUACAAUCCUUCCAAACGUAACGGUGGAGACAAUGUGUUUCCCCAGAUCGAGGACGAUGUGAGUGAGCUUGACCAGUUGCGAAACGAACCGGGAGCCAUCUUGGCCAAACGUCAACAAGAUGGCAGCACCGCCCGCACCACCACCACCACAAAAGAAAGCGUCGAGGAGGUGGCCGCCGCUCCAGAAUCUGGCCAGAGCCCCAAUGCAAGCAUUAUGACCGAUUUGGAGCGGCAGCUGGAGGUGGCUACUCCUUUGAUUUCGACCACCACAACCACUAGCACUUCGGCCACAACCACAACGGCCACUUCAAAAGAAGAGGGCGAACGAUCCCAGCUGGAGGAGCCAAAAACCCAUAUCAAGCCGGUGGUGGAACCAACUGCACACUCCAAGUGUAUAUCCACGAAACCACCCAAAAAUCAACAGGCAUUUUACGGGGCUGCUCGUCUAGCUUUCGGUCAAAAUCCAGAGGUUCUGCCAACAACCACAACUACGAGCACCACCACAACGUCUACUACUACCACAACAACGCCAGCUCCACCACCGGAAACUCAGCCAGAAGAGGAAAAGGAGCCGGAAGCCGAAGUUGAGGAAGAAUCCGAGCCAGAGGCUGCAGUUGACGUGGCCGGAGAACCGUCAGAUCCAGAAGAUCCUGCGGGAGAUGUGGCUGAAACCGAACUGACCGCUCUUAAUCCACCUAAGCCCAAGCCAAGCCAUCCCAAUGCCAACAAAGAGACCAUCGGAGAUAUUGUCUUCGAUGUUGUGGCUCGCACCACGGAGCGAAGAUCCAGUUCGCCAAAGAUGAAUGCCAAGAGUUUGCUGCAAAGUCCGAAUGGUCAAUAUUCAUCCUUCGACAUGGCUCAAUAUAUAUUCUGGACUGGUGAUGAAACGGCCGUGGUUAAGGCAGUCGAGGAAUUGGUUCAAGGCAAGGUGAUCACCCGAGAGAACGCUCUGAAAUUCCUACAAGAUAUUCGUCUUGGCAUUGAAUUCUUGCAACGCUCUUACGCCAAUCGUAUUUUUCCGGAAGAGGUUCGUCAAAAUCAGCUGAAGCGACACAGUCCACCCAGCACCAAUCCUCCAACCACAUCCACAUCAACCACCACAACAACGACGACCACGAGCACUACUACGGAAAAACCAUUCCCAGAAGUACACCCCUUGGAUCCCGAAUCCAGAAUUCUUCCAGGAGUUGGAGCACUACCAGCUAAGAACUUUGACAGCUUCAGUUUCUGGAACAAGAUCAAAGUGCUGGACAAUGAGGCACAACAAGACUUGAAUGAUUAUGACGAGGGACGAGCUAAGAUCGUAGAGUAUUUGUACAAUGAGUACUCCUUGGAGGAGAUUCUGUAUAAGCUGGCAAAGGUGAUGUUUGCUCAGUCCUUAUCGCACGGCUCUGAUGAGGCUCAAAUGGAGCUCCAAAAGCUUACAGAGUUCCUGGAGCGUGAGGGCAACAUGGGUGUCAUACCACUCGACUUGCAAAAGAAAGUUUUGAGAGUUCUGCUUAGCGCAUUGUCGGACACCUUGACCGAACAUCCGGAGCUUCUGCCGGCGGCGCGGGUUAACUUGGCCAACCCGUAUUACAGGCUUCCAAUGCAUACCCCAAGUCAAUAGAGUUAUAUCGAGAGUUAUCAGAUUAUUGCAAAGCCCUAUAUAAUACGUUAACACGCAUAAUCCGCAUCAGCUAAUGGCAUAUAUCCACUGAUCGGCGCUACUCUGGGGAGGCGCACUCUCGGAACUUUAAUCAUAUAAAUAUUAAUUAUAUUAUACUUGGCCUAAGUUCACUAGAUCGAUUGGCACCUUCCACUUUGUUUAACGGAUUAGCCUACGUGUAAUAUAGCAAAAUACUCUCGUGAUAUUUUUGGUCAGUCAGAGGCAGAGAAAGAUGAAGAUAAAAUCCUUAUACACUUACGGUACGAUAAGAAAAAUCAAAACCUAAUAAUAAAAGUCAAACCAAAGUAACCGAA